Molecule: messenger RNA, 837 nt
Organism: Trichomonas vaginalis G3
Lineage: Eukaryota; Parabasalia; Trichomonadida; Trichomonadidae
Product: ATPase activity, coupled to transmembrane movement of substances
Exons: 1
Coding region: 1-837 (278 amino acids)
Biological process (GO): transmembrane transport
Cellular component (GO): membrane
Molecular function (GO): ABC-type transporter activity; ATP binding
Source: RefSeq, a predicted model, not a curated record
AUGCCAGUAGUAAUCUGCCUUAUUUUGGGUGGUAUGGCCACAGCAAUGACGACAUCAGAUGAUUUCAUGGGAAAAGUUACAAAUUUAAUUUAUAGUUUUAUAAUUUAUGCAGUUUGCUACAUCCUUUGCUUUUGCAUAUUCAGUACGUUGACUGCAUAUGCAGGUCCAUACUUUAUAUCUGAUAUAAGAAAGCAUUUCUUCAGAAAAUUAAUGGAAUUAGAUAUUUCUUUUUACGAAAAAAACGAAUCAGGCGUUCUUCUUGGAAGAUUCACAAAUGAUUGCACAACAAUGCAUGAUGUUUAUAUUAGUCAGUUUCUGAUAUCCAUACAAUGCCUUGCACAAGCUGUUGCUGGUGUUAUUUUAAGCUUCAUUAUAUCUUGGAGAGUUACGCUUGCUGUAUUCAUUGCAUAUCCGCUUUGCGGUAUUGUGUUCGUUUACAGCCAAAAGAAACUUGGUGCUAUUUUUGGUUUAUUGGGCCAAAGCGAAUCAAAUUCGAUGCAAAAGGCAGAAGAAGUUAUCACAUCAUUUAGAACAGUGAAGUCCUUUGACAAUGAACUUUAUGAGUGUGACCAAUAUAAAGAAGCAUUAGAUUCAAUUAAUAAUUGCACCCAUAAGGGAUCUAAUAUUCAAUUUGCUAAUGAAUUUGUCAAUCAUAUAAUUCUUCAAGGAAUGGUUAUUGGAUUCAUGUAUUUUUCAUCAUGGAUUAUAAUAAAUCGACCAAAUUGGGGACUGGAGAAUGGCGAUUUGAUGGUAUUGAUAUUAAGUCUCUUCUUUGCUUCAUUAGCCGCAUCUAUUUCGCUCGGUUUGCGUGGAGGUUUUGUGUUCUUGAAAUAUUAG